This is a messenger RNA of Teleopsis dalmanni, 1432 nucleotides long. RefSeq names its product bicaudal D-related protein homolog. The transcript has 8 exons. The record is from RefSeq and is a predicted model, not a curated record. NCBI's taxonomy places the organism in Eukaryota, Metazoa, Arthropoda, Insecta, Diptera, Diopsidae. The coding region runs from base 68 to 1432 and encodes 454 amino acids.
AUACGAAUCAAUCUAUCAAGAGUAUCUUAACUGCAUUUGUGUAUCUGUAUUCUAACAAUUGGCAAAAAUGCAUAAAAUAAAAUUUAAUUCAAAUUCGGUAUAUGCGGAUCGCGAACGUGAUCGAGAUCGAGAUCCUUCGCAUUCGCAUAAUACGAGCGCUUCACAGCAUAACUCAAGUGUUGGUUCGAUUAAUUUAGAAGAUUAUAUAUCAGCAAUGGAGGCUCGUAACACGGCAAUAGAUCGUUCACACGAAACAGAUGUUUGGGCUCAGUUACAACAAAAGGAAUCAGAUAUAUUGUUAGCGGCUGAGCUUGGCAAAGCGUUGCUAGAGAAAAAUGAAGAACUAGUAAAACAACAAGAGAAACUGAUUGGAGAUUAUUCAUCUAAAAUAGAGAAAUUGGAACAAGAAAAACAUGUACUCCGCCAAAAACUAGCCAUAGCGGAAGAGGAAAGUGAUCAACGUGUCCUGGAAUUACAAUCAGAUCUCAGUGAACUAAAGGAUAAACUACAAGCGCAAGAUAAUGCAAUACGUCAAGCCGAAAAGGAAAAAACAGUUUUAAUCGAUGAAUUAACACACCAAAACACACGGCUUACCGAGCAAAUUCAAGAAGCUCAUGCCACAGAAAUGAAACUAAUGUCACAGAUACAGGAACUUAAGGAUCAGUACAGUUACAGAAACACAAGUCUACAAGAACAUGUGAAUAGCUUAGAAACUAUAAAAACCGAACUAAACCUCACAACAGAAAAACGGCAUGGCUUAGAAAGACAACUACAAUUAGCACAAGAAGAAAAAGAGUCCUUAACAUCUGCACUUGAAGAGGCUUCUGAUAGAAUACAUAUGCUGGAACGACACGCUCGUGAGCAAGAAACAAAAUUAGAGACAACUUUGCAAGCUCUGGAAAGAUCACAGCGUGAAAAUAAUGUGCUUAGUGAAAGAAUUGGAUCAGAUUCGAACUCUAGUGCACAUGGAAAAAAAUCAUUACAAUUUGAAAUGGAAUGUGAUGAAGAUGAUUCCAGUUAUUCCGAAGGAAAACCCAGUCAAAUGUGGGUGGAAGCACGUUCAGUAUAUAUACAAUUAAAAUCUUUAGUUGAUUCACUAAAAAUAAGUCAUGAUGAUGAUUCAGGCUUAAACUCAGACAUUUCAUUAGAUCUGGAAUCUAUGGAUAAUACAAUUUCAUCGUCUGGACGUACUGAAUGCAGUGAAGCUGUUGAGUUUCGGCAAGGCAUGUUGUCAGCUAUGUCGGACGAACUUACACGUUUAUUACUUAACCUUGAUGCUGGCAACUUCAAAAAAAUGUUAGACCAAACGCGAAAUCUUGUAUUGGAACAAGAAGAUGAAAUCAAACGUAGCCAUCAACUUGUUCAACAGUUAGAAGCAAAGGUGAUAAUGCGAUUUGUUUUUGCACCAUAUAUACCCAUUAAUAAUGAAUGA